GGCGAGAUUGAACCACACCAGCUAAGGGAAAUCGAGCCAGAGCUUUUCAUAAAGUUCUUGCGAAUUCCUUCCCUGAAAACCUACUUAAGUUUGACUAAAAGGCUGAAAAGUUGUCCAGCAAAAACCGACUGGCUUAAAAACGAAGAUCCGCCCGAAAGGUGCGAUAAGCUCCAAGAGCUCUUAGAGUCAGUCUCUUCAUAACGUUUCAAAAGACUACGUAAAGAAGUUGAACUUACACAAGCUACGUAAUACCGCGUAAUGAAUAAUGCAGCUGGAUUGGAGUUUAUUAUAAACAACCCUUACUUAACAACUCAGCUCGUUUCAGGUAAGUGAAUGAUCAUGACCUGUAGAUCUAAUAUUUACUUAUAAAUGAUUAUUAACAUUUUUAAUUUCAAAGCAUCCAAUUAAAAUUCUCUCUUGUUAAAACUGAGACCUUAAAUGCUAAUUUUCACUACUAUGUGUAAAUAGCACUUUAUCAGGCAUAGUAGAUUUCUAAUUAUGAUAGCUUUCGAUCAGUUAAAGGGGGUGUAACCAAAGUUUACUUAGUUGUCCAAAAACCAGAGGGAAGUGCUGAUAACGAUGCCUGAGUUUAUUACCGAAUUAAAAGCUGGAUCAAAGACUCAUGUAAAAUAUGAAACAAGUUAUGUUUCUUUAACCACUUUUAUCAGCAUUUCUAAUAGGUAAUCAGUUACAUUUUAAUCGAUCCUGUUGUAACGUAACAUGCGCACGCGUUCCUUUUAAAAUUGACACAGCACUGUGAUGGAAUUGUUUCCUCUCAUGAGAACUGACCACGACUCUUACAUGCAAAGUUUAUUGCCAAAGUAUCACUUAACAGGAAAAAUGCCUUCAAAAUAGACCAUCUGGUCUGAUCAUCUUAUCAUCUGAUCUUUGGCAAACAAGUGCCGAAAAAAGCGUCUCUCCCCGCAGGCUAAGGAAAGUUAUGCUCAGGUUCUAGUUUGUAAACAGAAUCGCGUGCACGGCCUGUCGAGGACCUGCUGUCACAAAUCAAAAAGGAGAUUAAUAUCGAUCAGAUCAGAUAUUACGGACUGGUGAACCAUGUACCGUAAAUAGAGCCUUGCUGCUGACACGUCCUAACCGGUUCUUAACGUAGUGAGGAUCUGAAAUCCGUAGGAUUUCUAACAGUUUUCUGCAAGAGGAGUUGAAAACUAGACACUGAAAAGUCUGCGAAGUGAAUUACGUGAACGCUUGCGCUGUUCGAGCGGAAAUAACAAUUUGUUGUUUUUCCUUCUAAAAUUGGCACAUAAGAGCUCUUGAAUCAAGAUAGCAGUCGAUCAUUUACAUUUACAUAUUUUUCAGACUGGGUAGCUUUUUCAGUUCUAUAUCGCUAGGCCUUUCGGGAGUGUUCGGCGGUGUGUUUCGGGUGUGUUCCGGUAUUCCUGGUUUUAGAACAUCCGCCGGUGAUGGCGGAUUAUUACUGUCGAGAGAAUAAUCUCAUACUUAUGUUAAUGAUAGAAACCCAUUUUUAGACUGCAAUGAUAAGCACAGAAACGAUGUUUCGCCGUUUUUGUCGAAACACAUUCACAAUCUUCUUUGUUCAUGAUCAACAGAUUAGUAAAUGAAACGAACAAGAAUCUAGCUCCGGUAAUCAACCCCGGGUAAUCAACCAGGCACGUUCAGUGCGCGCUUCUCUGGGCAGUAAUAGCAAUAUUUUUUUUUCAAGAAAACUGUCUGUUAAAGGAGCUUACUACCGAUCGAUCACGAGUAGGAUCUUUACGCCACUGAGAGAGCUAUCGAAAGGCCUCUGAACUCGUAAGCGAGAACGUACCUGACUAACCUACAUGCACGGUGCUCGUGCACGUACAACACUCAUAAGAUCUCAUAAAGUUAAACUGAAUCGACAACUCAUGAAACUGAAUUCUUCCCAGACGACUUUUAGUUACUACGACUUCAAGUCAUUUGAUUUGGACGGUCUUGUCGUUACAAGCAAACUCUAAAUAUAGUGCCGGGGCUAAGUUAAAAAAGUCUUAUGACUGAGGACCACACACUAGUCUCAGUUUCACGUGAAAGGCCAUGUAUGCCGGAUGUACCGAGAAAUGUAUAUAAGCGGUCCUAGUGGAUGUCUAAACUCACAGUGAAUGACUCGGUUUCAGUGCAGGGAGUUAAACUUAAUUCUUUGCUUUCCUUGUAUCGUUUGUGCCGAAUCGACUUAGCGUUUUGUACUAUUUGCGUUUUUCAUUUUUUUUUCGAUUCAACCAAUCAGAACACAGAAGUAAUUAUUUGCUUCAGUAAAACUCUUUGUCCACUUGAAGUCAACACUAGAAGAACUGAUCGAUGCCUCACUGGCAAACUGCUUUUAAGUAUAAAUAGUUCGUGUCGACAUUCAGAUGACUUGAUGGCUGAAAUCGCUCUAUGAAUAAACAUUUUUAUCAACAACACUCAGUGGAUAAAGCGAAAAAUGUCAGAGCUACACGGAAACCGGCAGCGGAAACAAAACUUGACUGAGCACGCUUUAGAAUAUUCCAGCUGAAUUUCAGAUCCUGGUAGGCCAGAUUAAGAACACUUGCCCACAAUUUUGCUACACGGAAAACAUCAAAAAUGGCGACGUGGCGAAGAGUAUCGCUGAAAGUUGGUCUAGAAAUCAAUGACCAAAAAGAUGGCAACUUGGCUGACCUUCAAAAUUUAAAGGAUAUCGAGCCUGAACUAUUUAUCAAGUUUGUUCGAAUUCCGUCGCUUAAAAACUACUCGAGUUUAAUUGCAAAACUUGCAAACUGCUCGAACGAAUGGCUGACGGAGUUUUUGACGCUUGGUGGGUUAGCUUCGUUGUUCGAUGUCCUAGCGCAACUUGGCGAGCGUGGUUUAGCAAAGUUCUCCGAUGCUUUUCUGCAACUUGAAUGUGUCCGAUGUAUUAAGGCUGUCAUGAAUAAUGUUACAGGAUUGGAAUUUAUGGUUAACGAUUCUUCACUAACUAGACAGCUUGCCACGGGUAAGUAAAGUUGUUUUCUUUCUUUCUGUUAAUAUUUGGUGUUGUUCUUGAAGAAUGAAGUCAAUUAACGGAGAUGAGAUUAGAGGGCGCAAACGGAAUGAAACAAUAUUAGUGGAAUGAUUUGUUUUCUUUGUUUUUUGUUUCGAAAGGCAGAUAAUCGAAUUUUCUUCAAAGCGAAACCUUCGUAGAUUCCCCUUAGUUUGAAAUUUAUAAACAAUUAAGUAUCCUUGAAUUUUAAGUCAAUCGAUUUGAAUAAAUACAAACUUGUCAGCCACCACUUGAGAAGCGGGUGGCCUUCUUUAAAAGAGUGACCUGUCACUCAAAUCAGUGAAACAGUGACUUGAAAGGCGGAAAAAUAAUAUAUCCAACAUGAAUUUGUCGAAGAGAGAAUAACGUUCGAAAUUAAUUGUUGCGCGCGCGCAAGUACACUUCUUCGAGAAACAAUGUGUGACAUUUUCGACAUAAAUGGAUUCUUAAUAAAGUGGUGCUUUCAAAAUAGUUAUUAAGAGAUUGAGUCCCUUUCAACUAUUCACUGAAAUAUCUGUAGAUUUAACCCGCCAAUUUUUUUUUUCUUUUGUUACCGCAGUUAACCAUUUGAUAGUUUUUGCGAUAGUCAAACAUUUUUGAUAAAUUAGUCCAAUUAAUAUCAAGCCGAGAGGCAAAAAACGCAGUCGUGUAAACAAAAGAUUAUUAACAUGCGGGUGUGGUUAGUGAACUGUAUCAUAAACAUGCAAAUACUCUUCAGCAGACCACAAGAAAAGCACAAUACAACCUGAUCAAACGUAACACUUAGGAAGUCGUAACAUUGUUCCCGUGGUUCGCGAGAAACUUGCAUCCCUUUCAACCGCAGCAUCUCCGUCCAUGACGUGGAUCUCAAGUGGCCAUGCCAUGCCAGUGUCUUUGAGAAUUUUACGCCCGCAUUAGGCAUUGACAAGCAGCCAGAAACUAAAGAAGUUCUCAUUAAAAUAUUUGUGAUAACUGUAUACUUGCGUUUCAAACUUGUGUACAUGACAAAUCAUUUGAUUGAAAUUUUAAGGUUUUCGGCACCAAUGCUAAAUUUAUAAAUCUCUGAAAAAACCUUAUUACCGCGCACAAUUUUCGUGUCGUGAUCCUAGCUUAUUUUACCCGCUAGCCACCGCAAAAGUAGCUAAAAGUACUUUAGAGAGGGAGGAAACGAAAGGAUUCUGUUAAGUUUAUGAUUAAGAGUGGAUUCAUGUGCAGCAUCCGCGUAUAGCUGUCGCAUUUGCCCGCUGUAAUUUUUUAUUGUUUUUAAGCUUAAUAAUAAUAAAAAAUUCCAGCGAGAAAAUGAGACACCUAUAAAAAGAUAAAAUAGCAAAAAGUAGAUUGAAUUGUUUUUACUCAAGUUCUUCUCAUUCGCGCUAUUUCCUACACAAACCACGCUUUGAUAGAAUGUUGAAUUAAGGUAAAAAAAAAAAAAACACUGCAAAAACCGUGUACGAUCAAUCUUGCUCAAAGUCGGAUCAAAAAAGAUCGUGAUCAGUCAAAAUAGAUCAAAUUGAAAACGUUACAAUCAAGAAGACUUUUGCAGGGACUGAUCAAACAACGUGAAAUAGAGUUUGGUUGCGACUUUUCGACUGCCCAAUACCAGUCUUCAUCAGGUUUAUUUGAGAUAUCACGAAUUUACAGAAAUAUAUAUGAGGUAAAAUAAUGACCGGAAAUUACAUAAUACAUGUAUGACGGGUAUGGUGUGGCUACAAAGCACGUGGAGCCCACCUUAUCCACAAAGCUAAGAAAAUUGAACCUCUGGGCAUCAAUAAACGUGAUGAACUGUAACUAUAUAUAGUAUAUCUUUUAUUUUUUUGUUAUAUUGUCUUUUUAAAGUAGCCACACCAUCCACGUCAUAUUAUGUAAUUUCCGGUCAUUAUUUUUGUAAAUUCGUGAUACCUGAUGAAGACUGGUAUUGGCCAGUCGAAAAAUCGCAACCAAACUCUAUUUCACGUUGUUUGAUCAGUCCCUGCAAAAGUCUUCUUGACUGUAACGUUUUCAAUUUGAUCUAUUUUGACUGAUCACGAUCACGAAAGUCAUUGCCUUUUUUUGGUUGGUAGGCCUGUUUAAAGUACCGCCUGUCCUUGACCAGUUAAACAAGACUGCUCCAAGCCUGCGUUAGUGUUGAACAUCCAUAUAUGAAAAAAAUCCUUCGAGUUGUUUUUUUGGCCAAAAGAAAAUUUUCUUUCAUUGCGAAGCCUGGGUUGUCUAGUCAAUCAUGGCCGAAAGGCCAGACUAAUACAUCAAACUUUGAAUACCCCUAGGUGAAAACAAGCUUGUGCAAACGAAUCACAAACAAAACACCUGUUUCACACCGAAUUCACACAGUGUGUGUGCGUUUGCUGCUCUCUAGUGUAUCAUUAAAUUUAAAGACGAACUUAGGCAUUGAAACGAAUGGCAAUGGAUGGACAUGGAAUGAAACUUUAAAAAGUUGGGCCAACCUAGCUUUUCAAGUUUUGAUGCGAUGCCUGCAAAACCCUCCAAAAAGAAUUAUCAUGUUUACUGCUCCCCUGUAACAUUUGCUUGAUAUUUUCUUCAUAAUUUUACAGAAGCAUGUUUUGUACACGGUAAAGGUACAAUAAGCACAGAAUUGACCUAAAUCCCCGGGGAGGGGUACUCAGGGGAAUUCUUGGUGGGAUGUGCCUCCCGGUACCCCAAAUCCUGACCCUGUUUCAGACCAAAAAAUGUCAUUUUCCACACUCGUUUUCAGACCAGGCCUCUAGAAUCCAUAGCCAUUUUCAGACCUGGCCUUUAGGCAGAAAUUAUGUCAUCAUUACUUACAUUAGAGCGCAAACAAAAAAAUUCUUCAAAUCCACUUCGAAUUCGCAUAUUUCUCUUUCUUUCCGUACUCCGAUUAUUUAGAAUUGAAGCGAUAAAUACGUUCAUACACUCCCGUAGUUCCCUCGAAAACUAUACCCGAUUCCAGACCAAAACGGGCAAAAUCUAUACCCGUUUUCAGACCAAAAAAGGCGCAAAAACCUUACCUUUUGUGGCGGCACAUACCCUGAUAAUGACUUAUAGAAUGGAUUAGCCCCAGGGCCUAACAACAGCAAUAUCCUGGUGAAAUAGCCCCUUUAGGCUUCAGGCAAUUGUUCCUCUCUGCUGUCGAGUGUCGUGCUCCUGUCUAUCGAUGUCUAGCUCCCACGUUGUUUCAUUCAUUCAUUAUUAAUUUUGGUUCCCAGGUGAGAAACGAUACUGUUUUUCAGUUUCACGACUUUUAUACCUAUUUUGGCAUGUUAUUUUGCCGGCGGGCACCCUUAUCUUUAGCCGAGGGACAAAGUUAGAAUUCUUCGUUUAGUCGGUGCAACUGGACAACGCCGGUUCCUUUAUUUGGGAUAGUGUCAAACUGCGAAAUUUUUAACUCGCUUUAAGUGCUUCAUUUCAUUUAAGAUACUUAUUCACCAGCUCCUCCGGCAGAAAAAACUCUGCACAAUGUUAUCAGCAGGAGAAGUGCAACACUGGUCCUCUUGACCUGUUCGUUAUCUUUAAAGUCAAGCAGCGGAUGGUUUUAGAUAGCAUCUCUUCCCGGGGGAGAUGUACUUAACAAAGAUUUAUACGGGGAGGCUUCGCCCCUCCGCCCCAAGCUCCAGCCCCGUAGGCUUUCAUAUACCAUUUGGCUGAAAAGGUAACCCUUUCGUAUACUGUCUUUGACGCCCCGGGAAAAACGGGGCGUAUAAGACAAACCAACCACGCGACUGACAAGCGACUAGAACGACUCAAGAAAGAAACCUCUUCUGGCAGGGUAAUUACUGAUUCGACCCAAAAGCUAAGACCCUUGAGCAAUAGAUAUCUAUAAACAUGACCAACUGUCAGAACUCUGUAACUACAUAUCACUAGCAUAGAAAUUUAUAUUUCAUUUUCUUUCCACACCAUAUCACGUCAUAUGCAACCUCUGAUCAGUAUCACUUAUGUUUCGGAAAAUCAAUGAUUUGUGUUAACCUGAAGAACACUGACAGAACUGACUCAUGGAAGGAUCAAGUAAUGCUCAAGCCAAAAUUAGAAAGAGAAUACGUUGCAUGAUACCUGUCUAAAAAUUGCCUCUUUAUUUAGAAUAAAAUCGCUCUAAUCUGUAAGUGGUAUAGGAUCUAGCCUGUGCCAGGCUCUCAGAUAGUAUAGUGUGGACGUAUUAAACGACUUUUCACCACUAUCUCGGAGCCUGGAACAGGCUAUAUAGGAUCAGGAGACAUGAUAGGUGUCUAUAAUUGCCUUUAGAAAAUGUUGUUACAUGCCACAGACGUUUUUUCUUUUCUUCUUUUUUCAACAAUUUUUACGUGAGGAGCAUGCACAAGCCAACGGUAAUUUGCUUUUCCUGGAGUCGAGAAAGCAAGUUCACUCCCAGAGAUGUCUAAAGACUGUCUAUUUUCUCAUGAAUUUGUCCACCGGCCACCCCGCUAGUGUUCAAUAACCCCCCCUCCCUCUGUUUUUGUUUUCACACAGGCUAUAGGAAACGAAGUCGUUCCAAUCCGUAAGAAGUGCCGGCUGGUUCAUUUCCUCAAAGGGGUAGUAAGAUUGGUCGCUUUUGAGCUUAAUUAAAGAAUUUCCUGGGUUAAUUGUCGUGACCCCUUUUCGCCGUCUAAGCCGCGUUAGGUUCUAAACUGGAAUUGUUCAUUCUUUUCCACAUACAGGGGCGUACUUAGAGCUACGUUUUGUCAGUAAAAGAACUGUCAUUGAUAAAAAAAAAAAAACAAACAAAAACAUGAAAUGAAAGUAAAGGCUAAAGGCGGUGUAAUUGAUAACGUCAAUUGGAAAAUGAAAUGCGCUUUUUUCGACACAGUAUCAAUAUCAAACAGUAUCGAAAAGUCACAAAAAAUAGAUAUAAAAAAGAUACGAAAUCAAAAGAUGAAUGAUUUGAUUUCAGAACUUUUGCGUCUAUCUCAGAAUGACCUAAGUGAAGUUGUGAAGGAAGAACGGCUUUACAAGCUUCUUGUUAGAACUUGUUACCAAACUCCAAAUAUAGAUCUACCUUCGGAUCACGUAACAAACCAUGAUUUGAUGGAAACCCACAUGCGCUUGUCAUCUUAAUUGCUCAGCACAAACAAAAACAUGAUUUUUGGCUCUUUCUUCGAAGCCUGAGUACACACCUGGUAUGUCCUUAAAAUAUUAUAUUGGCCAAUUUCAACCUCACCCAUAGAAAAAGAAGUUAACUUAAAAAAGUAUCCAUCUCUGUAAGAUUCUAGAAGCGACUUGCAGUCGUAAUUUGGAUGGUACGUGUUUUUCAGCGGGAGUUGGAGUUGAGACCUCGUUAUCAGUUUCCUGACCUAUCUUCUAGAACCUCAGUUGAUCGAAGGGCGUUGUUAUUUUGAUGGUAUCGAGGUUCGUGACCAUAGACUCCUCAACCUACUUCUGGCUAUUGUUUGCUAAAAAUACCCGCUUAGCAUCGAUUAACUGUGCAUUUGAUAAUGUUAAUGUCCGUGUCCACGAUGUCUAAUCUCUGUACUGUACCGCUAAAGAACGUUUUUCACCUGCACUAAAACUUUAAAGUUCAAUUAUGGAAAACUCCAACUGGCAGCGCCUACGAAAGUUGCCCAUUUUCGAGCAAAAUGUCAGGAAAUCAGCUCCACAUCAAGGACAAUUCAGCGAUAUCGACCCCGAACUGUGUUUAAAUCUGCUCCGUAUACCAUCUCUAAAGAAUUUUUCGGCGCUUCACCCAAAACUCGCCAAAUGUUCGUCCGAAUGGAUGUGGGAAUUUCUUUCCCUUGGAGGGCUAGAGGUACUUAUGAACGCUCUAGAGAUUCUUUCAAUGCGUCUUUCCGCCGAAUCUGGGCAUUUCGCUUUCAUGGAUGCAUUUGUGGCAGUAGAAUGCGUUCAGUGCAUCAAAGGAGUUCUCAACUCUCACGCCGGCGUGCAAUAUUUUGUCUCCUCUCCCGAUCUUGUUAGCCAGUUGGCGUACGGUAAGAGAAUAUACAAUUCUAGCAAAAUAUGUAUUUUACUAUAUCGAUCUGACCAAAUAACCCUAAAUCUUGUUUGUAAUAGCAAUUUUAGAAAUUGCCUUAGGGCACUCAACCUGUGGGUGUCGUUGAAUUAGCGCUGUUUGGCAGUUUCAAGGAUCUCUGGUUUUUCGUUUCUGAGUACAGCCGCUUGUGUGAUUUUUCCUGUCUAAACUGCCCUUUCAUCCUUUUGUUUCGACAAGAGAGAAAGACUAAUUUAAACUACAAUGUGUUACCUCGUGGUCACGAAUAUCACCUUCGAUGCCGGCUAGCGGUUGCAUGAGAUCCGUGAAUGUAAUUUUUACGCCACCAAGCUUAGCAAUGACCACAAAAAUCUACCGAUUCUAAAUUGUGGGCAAAAUCGCAUUGAAGUUCUCUAUUUGCACUUGAUACUUGUUCUAUUUAUUUUAGUUUCCGGUGUGAAUGCUGAUUUCGUAUUUCGACGUACACGUCUGAUUAGGAGUUUUUGUGUGGUCUGUUCCAAAGUACAACACACCGUCUACUGCAUAUGGCAAGAGUAAAAAUUUCUCAUUCUAGAAGUCUAGAUAUGUGUUAGAGGGAAAAUAAUUACUGGAAAGAAUGUCUUACCUUGUUUGAUAGCGUGAUCUGUUCAAAACAUUUCAUGCGUGAUUACGUGACCUGGCUUUUAAUAAUGGACAAGUGGAAACACUUCAUUAAAACAUCACGAAUUAUUACAAGAUUUCAAGUUAAUGCUAUUCGAUUGUUGCUUUAAUUAAUCGCAUGUUUUAUAAGUAGUCUAACAGUGGCAAAGAGCUAUGUUUUAGACCAAAAGCUUGUUUUAAUGAAGAGUUGUUGUUGUGAGUUGUUAGUGACGCAAGCUGGGCGCUAUCAAAUUAUUGUUCUUUGGCAGCCGGUUCAGUUAUAACAUAAGAAAGGUCUAUAAAUACAAAAACACGAAAACAAAACAAACAAACAAGAGAACAAAACAAAAGAAAAGGAAAAAAGGAAUAAAAUGAGGAAAAUAAAUAGAAAGAAAAAAAAAACAUAUAAUAAAAGCCAAGCCUCAGGCUGUGCGCAUGCCUAGUUAUCUUAAUUUUUUUUUUGACUAAAGUAAAUUCCACUUCCCUCAACCCUUUAUCGGUUUUAGCUCAAAAUACUUUUGCGCUUUCCUGUCUUUAUAUACUAUUCAUCACCAUUCAUUGCAAUUAGUGGCUGGCAAUGCAGAAUGCUGCCUUUGUUUCCUGGGUGAAUUCUAAUGAUUGGCAUUUAAUGGUCCGUGCGCCACGGGACCACCAAAACUACCCGUGAAAUGUAUUCCGUAGAAAUUUAACGAAGAUGUCGAGCACCGGGGCGAAAAACAAAUGGUCGUCUUUACAAAGACAUUUCAAUAGCGGAGAACACAUUUUGUUGCUUUCGAGCGAAUCUUCUCCAGAAUAUUGCGUUCGAUUAUUGAAAUACCCGUCUGUUCAAAACUACUAUGGUAUGAGAGGCAAGCUGAUGUGUUCUUCAAACGACUGGAUGGCAGAAUUUCUUGAAAAUGAUGGGAUGGACGUUUUAUUGGGCGCUUUGGAACGAUUAAGUUCUCGAAAGUUGUUUGUUGACGCUGUUAUGCUUCUGGAAUGUACAUGUUGCAUUAAAAUGGUUUUGAACUCCAAAGCUGGACUAGAAUUCAUGAUUGGAAAUCGCGACUUUACGCGGAGACUUGGUCGAGGUUAGUAAUCUUCUUGUAGCGUUUGGUAUCACGCAGUUUUGUCCAGCGGGUUCUUUUUAAAACAUGUCUUUGUAUGUCCACCGUAUUUCAUUGUCUAUCUUUCGUCCGUCACUCUUAAACCGAUCGACCAAAGUGAAAAAAUUUCACUAACACGGAAAUUAUUUUUAAAAGUAUUGCUUCUUGCGCCUUAUUAUGUGGUCAAUACUGGGUUUACCUCGGUGUUAAAACCUGUGAAGUUUUUCUGUGUUUUCUAGCUAUUAUUUUUCUUGGCUCUAUUGUGUGGUCUUCUCUGGUUUAUCUUUUGUGUUUUAGACACUUCGUUUUACCGCCUGUCCGCGAUAACGACAGAAGAAAAAUUAAGCUAAAGUUUAUUUUUUUACUGGUAUGUCUCGAACUGCAUUGUUUGGCCGUAACGAUUUCCACACGAAUGAAAACAGAGAUUUGCAUUUGAACACAAAAAAUUGUGAUACAUCAUUUUCUUACUUUAAAAAAUUUACAAAUGUUGAGUCGCAAUUGUCAACGUUACCCUAUGUUAUUUGCGGGGCUCUUGUUAAUUACAAAAAUUAUAUUUGAUAACAACAGGUGUAACAAUUAGAUGUCCCCAGGUUAUGUAGCUGAUUUUAGCUGUAAAAGACAAUAUCUUUUGCUCAAGCUUAUAUACUGCGUAUGUAACAAUAGGUUUUGAGAUCUAUGGAAUCUCCUUCGACGCAGUUUUGGUUUUAUAAUCGCCCGCUUUCAUGAAAAGAGAGAAAUUAAACAGCGUCGAUUAAAAAAAAUGCUGUUUAAGCGGUAUUUGCAGUCAGGCAAAAUACAUCAAACAUUUAUCGUUAGCAAAAUUUGCGGUUAUAAAGGUUAUUUCUAAAUAUUGAUUUAGUACCUUUACGGAGUGAAGUUAUAAGGUGAAAAUUAGAUUUAGCAAUAAAGUUCCAGGUUACAAGAUUCUCUCUUUUUCAAUGUUACAUCAACCUGUUUUUCUCUUUUUGAUUCGCAAUUGUCUGUCUGUUUGUUUUUCCAUUGUUGAAGGGAUUAAUUAUAAUUUAUAAGUAACGACUUUGGUGAACAACUUCGGGAAUCUCAUGUGAUGUCCUCUUACACAUUCAGAAGUUAGAAGUGAGAUUUGUUCUUAACGUGUUCCAGGCGUUCACAGAGUAGAUCGCAAUCGCAAUCGCGAUUUCACUCGCUCCCUACCACCUGAACGCCCCGCUCGACUAUCCGAACUCCUAGAACAGGCUGAUUUGUUCUUGAUGCUUACUACUUUUUUGUCGUAGUUUAUAGACGGACUCUGUUUUCUCAAACUCUAUUUUUCCAUUCUGGUUUUGACAAAGACAAAAGUCACGUUGACACGUUGCUGGAAAAAUUUUCGAACCGGUAGCCUGCGAAACCAGCCGUUUCUCCUCGCUCUUCGCCGCGGAGGACGUUUCGCGAGAGCGAGGAGAGUAACGGCUGUUUUCGCAGGCUAUUUCGACCGGCUGAAAAAAUUAACCCCUAACAUCUUGUUCACACGGAAUAGUCAGUUCAAUAUGUUCACUGUGUUCACAAGGACUAACUGGCAAAACCAGGUGAAAUUUUAACUUUUGUCAGCGUUUUUAUCAUCUGCCAUGCGCAGUGGGCUACUUGAGCAAGUAUCCCUUCAGCUGAGUGAUCACGUUUCAUGAAACCACGCCUCUGCCGUACAGGAAACUCGGGUAUUCACACUGCGUCACUCAACUUUUCGACCGUACCGGCUAAAAAUGACCUCAAGUGGGCGCUAAAUUUUUGAUCGACUAAGCGCUUUAGUUAUCAUACAGUUGGCGGAAUGAGCGAAAAUCUGACACUUUAAUUUUCAACCGGUCGAAAGUUCGUCCAGUUAUAAGCUUUGAUUGUAAUCAGAUUACGGUCCCCUGCAAGUACGUCACUUCCGGUUGGUAGUACGAUUUUAAAAACCUUUUAAAGCAGAAAACCAGCUCAUUGUCUUCCAAAUAUAAUGUAGAAGGUAAAAUUGAAUAUUUUAGAGCGAAAAGACCCCUCUCAUUCAUCGUGUUUUCACUAAACUCAAUGCGAACAACAAAUUAUUUUCCAGUAAAUAUUAACUUGCUCAUGAGAGCCGAUGAACGACCACCCCUCCUGGGAUUUCUCCAGUAAUCCCAGUGUUUGCACAAAUUUUCAGUCUUUGCUUUUGUUUGUGCAUUUCCUGCACUGCUCUCGAAGCUGGUUUCUGGAAAUUGCGCACGAUUUUCGCUGGCUUUCUCCUACAUAUCGAGCAUCAACCGAAAACCGGUGGCGCUCUCUAGCCCUUGUGUGUUGAAACGUCAGUGGAAACCGUAAAAUGGCCUUCAACGCAAAGUCCAUAUGGCGAAAGAUUUCUAGAGAAAAUAAGGACGUCUCCUUCCCAAACACUGAACUUAUCGCGGACGCAGAUCCCGAGUUGUGCGUCAAAUUAUUGAAAACUCCGUCGCUGAAGAAUUUCUCCGGGAUAAGGCCGCGCUUAGAGAAGGCGAACAAAGAAUGGCUGAGCGAAUUUCUUGUCCUCGGUGGAAUGAACUGCUUGCUCGACAGUCUAUCGUGUUUAUCUGAGACUAGACACUUCUCUGAAGCUCUUGAACAAAUCGAAUGUGUAAGAUGUAUCAAAGCAGUCAUGAAUUCUCCCACUGGUUUGGAGCUUAUGAUCCAAAGUAACGAGCAAACUAGGUCGCUAAUAAAAGGUAAGAGAAAAUUCUACGUGUAAUUCAAGUCGCCAUUGUAAUGCCCUUUGGGAACCGGUUUUAUUUACGUGGACCAGUUUAGAAUAUUUAUUUCAUUUAGACAAUAACAACGCUUUUAAAAAACCGUUAGCAGGAAAAGUAAGUACCCUGUGAAGUAUGGUUAUAGUAGUAAAUAUCAAUAGAAAAUGAAUGUGGGGGAUUUCAUCACUCAUUUUGUCUUUAUUUUCCGUGGUAUUCGAAAUUCAUGAUACAUUCAUUUUUCCUUUCUACUCGAUUGUUUGUUGAAGAGUUAAACAGAGGAUUGUGAAAUUUGCAUAUAAAACAAAAGGAUUACUGCAUGACGUAUACCUUAUUCUUUCCCUUUGAGUACCAGCAACCAUUUGCAGUGCCGGAUCCACACCUUGAGAUAAGAGGAGGGGGUGGGGGGGGGGGGGGGGCCCCCCUGGAUCCGCCCCUGAUGUGCUUAUUCAGUUCCUUUUUUUUUUUUUUUUUUUUUUUUUUUUUUUUUUUUUUUUUUUUUCUUUUGAUUUGCAAAUAUUUUAUUUUUUUUUUUUUUUUUCCAUUAACUAUAAAACCGGAAAACAAAAAAGAGAUAGGGGAAAAAAAACAAUGAGUGUGAAACCCGCAAACCAAAAGAAAAAAAAUUUGGGGGUUUUUUAAAAGCGACCCCCAACUUUUAAAAAUUUGACAAAAAUUUUUUUUUGUGUUUUGUUUUAUUGUUAUAGAAAGAAGUAAAAGGAGUAUAUAAUAUUUUUAAUAAAAAAAAAUUGUCUUCGUCUUAGGUGUCUUCAUUCUUCUCUGUGGGGGCGUGGCAGGGGGGGGGGGGGGGGGGGGGCCCGCGGGGGGGGGGGGGGGGGGGGGGGGGGGGGGGGUGCUCCCCUGGAUCCGCCACUGAUGUGCUUAUUCAGUUCCUUUUCUUUUCUUUUUCUUCUUUUUUUUGUUUUCUUUUUCUUCUUUCGAUAGACUUUCUUAUUUCCGAACCUUAAUAAUAAUAAUAAAAAUAAACAUCAAGUCAUUUCAUACCGUCAGUUCACUUUCUGCUAUGUUUAUGCACUAUUUGAGUGAAUUGAAGUACUGACGGAUAAGUCUGCUCAGUUAGCCUAAGUCCCAAAGUAUUAUUGUACACAAACAUAGCAAUUUCUGGCCUUUUUUACCAAAAUCCCAAAGAGACUAUACAAAUAAAGUCAAUUUUCUUAUAUGAAUGUCACAGCGUAGGUCCACAGAAUUAUUAUCAAUUAUUGGACGAGGCUGUAUUCUUCAUCUAGCAUGCAGUUUUCAUCCGUUGAGUGGUAUUUGAGGGAACAGUUGGGCUAUUUCGUCUUUGCACAACGGUAUACCUUGCACAACGCGCAUGAAAUUUUCCACCAUUUCAUCCAGUUCAGCACUUCCGAAACAGCUGAGCCACCGCUCCUCUUGCUUGUGGUUCCUAUUUUCGGUCGAUAUCAAUACGAUUGACGUCAAUCGUACUGAUUCGGCAAACUUCUUCCAAGUUUGCUAUUUUAACGCUAGCUGGUUAUGAAGAAUUACCCUUUAAACCUAACGGCUUAUAAGUAAAGGAGAAAUAUUUUCAAUGAAUAAUAAAUCCAUUAAAUGACUAGAAUGACUUCAAUUGGUGCAGCAGCGAGUUGCGCGAGAGUUUACGAGAUGCGUAUUUCUAGUAAUUCCCGUAACUCUUUUUUUACUCUUUAACAUUUGAAUCGAAGCUGGAAUCAUAGUGCUAUACUGCCUUGUUUAUGGACGUGCCUUGUAGCUAAAAAGUGAACGUUAAGUGUAUUUUAAUGAAUUUUCGCUUCUUAUUUCAAUGCACAUCAUGUGUAAUUAGAAUAUACUCUGUUGAUAUUGUUCUUACUUUUGACCAGUCAUAAAAACAAGAAUUGACGCUGUCACCUGAUAGCUAAGUUUUUUAUUCAAAAAAGCUUCGACUGUGUAGACAAAGGCGACUUCUAAGCAAAUUUUUCGAAGGUGUAAUACACCUGCACUGGAAUUGACAGCCAUUUUUGAUGGAGAUAAAUUUUGAUAGAUCCUCUAAUGGCUAACGUUCGCAGUCCCAAAAUUACCUUUGAGCGUGGAUAUUAAUUAAAAUUACUUGCGUGUACAUUUUGUGCUGUUUUUAAGCAAAUUACAAACUAAUUCAUUUACCUCAUUGAACAGAAUCCUUUUAAAUUUGAAAACUGUCAGUUCAUUCCAUACAAAUGUAUUAUCAGAUUUAAGUACCCUUUAAACAGAGCAAACAGAAAAUGAGCCUCAUUUGCUAGUCUUGUCUAUAAUUACAAAGUCUUACUAAAAAAAACUUUCACUAAGUGAAUAACAAAAUAUUCAAUAUUCUGACGUUUACAAAUGAAUAUUUGCGUUUAUGUACUGAUAACCUGUCUCACCUUCUCUGUUUAUUGUGAUAAAUUCGCUCUCGAAAAUUAUAACAAUACACGCCCGGUUUAAUUAGCUCCCUCCGUGAUGUCAUUUGUAGACCAAUUUCCAAGUCUAAUACGUUAUUGGUGCGAACUUUCAAUCAUUAAUGCCGUUCCAUUUACUAAAGGAAGUCUUCCUAAACGCUGUUAACGAUCUGCAUGCCCUGGGGUGGGCAAAUAAGAUAAGACUGAAUAUUGAAGAGACUCUGCCGGGCGAUUCUAAUGACUUUGAGAGGAUUUUUUUCUCGUAAACCGCAAAGCCGCGUAGAUUUUCAGCUUAAUGCCACAAAACCGGACAGUUACUUAGNAACAGAAAAUGAGCCUCAUUUGCUAGUCUUGUCUAUAAUUACAAAGUCUUACUAAAAAAAACUUUCACUAAGUGAAUAACAAAAUAUUCAAUAUUCUGACGUUUACAAAUGAAUAUUUGCGUUUAUGUACUGAUAACCUGUCUCACCUUCUCUGUUUAUUGUGAUAAAUUCGCUCUCGAAAAUUAUAACAGUACACGCCCGGUUUAAUUAGCUCCCUCCGUGAUGUCUUUUGUAGACCAAUUUCCAAGUCUAAUACGUUAUUGGUGCGAACUUUCAAUCAUUAAUGCCGUUCCAUUUACUAAAGAAAGUCUUCCUAAACGCUGUUAACGAUCUGCAUGCCCUGGGGUGGGCAAAUAAGAUAAGACUGAAUAUUGAAGAGACUCUGCCGGGCGAUUCUAAUGACUUUGAGAGGGUUUUUUUCUCGUAAACCGCAAAGCCGCGUAGAUUUUCAGCUUAAUGCCACAAAACCGGACAGUUACUUAGACUUAUCAGAGUCCAUUGUGUAUAAUGGCUAACGCUAUAGUCGCCAGAAGAUGGGAUGUUAUCCGUCAACAGUUUCAGAACAGCGUAGACGAUUGUGAGCAAAAUGAAACGGGAAGUGUUUCCUUCUCCAAAGAUGUUUCUGCAGAAUUGUGUGUUCGUUUACUCAGCGCCUCGUCUCUUCAAAACUUCUCUGGCCUUAAAUCAAAACUUCAAGAAAGUUCUGGUCAGUGGAUUGAAGACUUUAUCAUCCAUGGUGGAAUGGAAGUUCUCUUCCAAGCAUUAGACAGGUUAAGCCAAACCGGUAGAAUGGCUUUCUUAGAGGCAUUUAUGCAACUGGAGUGUGUUAAUUGCAUCAAAGCGGUUAUGAACUCAAAACAAGGGCUCGAUUCGAUGACGAAAAACAAGACUUUGGUGCGAAAUCUAGCUCAAGGUUGGCUUGAACUGAUAUUUCAGUACAAUUCAGUUUAUAUUAGAUCGUACCUUAAUUGUGUUUCUGUGCUUUCUUAAAUUCACAACAUAUAAUAGGGAACUGUUUUGUCCUCCGAGUUUUAAUCCAGUGAUUCGAACUCGAUGCUUUUCCGUAGAGGUGUUCGCUUAUCGUAUGUUUGCGUUCAUUCCAAGGAAUUAUUUUAGAUUAUCUCGUGUUUACAUUUGUGGCUUGAUACUUAACGUUGAUAUAGAAGAUACAGAGAAACAAAUCAUGGUACUUAUCCAUAUAUUUAGCGACCCUAAUUUAUCUUCCAUUGGACUUGCGUAGGUAGGGUGUUAAUAACUCCUGCCAUUUUUCCACUGCCCGAAAUUUAUCAGGCCAAAAAACUCUUAGGUGGGUGAUAUCACAAUUCUUAUAUAUAACGGAAAGUUUAUUUGUGACCGUUCGUAAAUUGAAAUUUCUCACUGUAGAUCUUGGCGCCUUUUGUAGUUUGCUCGAAAAUCAACCAAUGUUUACUUUUUGUUGCAAACAGAAACCUUGCACUCGUGCAGAGAAGAAAAUGAGAAAAGCACGAAAGCAUUAAUAAUUGAAACUUUGUCGAAAUGGACAUUAUCUAUAUACAGCUGUUUCGAGACAGGUUGUCGGAAGAAAUGCGCACGCGACAAUCCCUAAAGGUAAUAUGGGAUAUGAUCAAUACUCUGUUCCUAACGACUGAAGCUGUCGAACCUACUUUUGUUGCUUUCCUUUCGCACUCGCAAACAUAUGUCCGUGGCCUCCCGUACCAUUCUUUCCAAUUUUUUUGAAGAAAAGUGUCCUCAAAGCCACCCACAAUACCUUUCGGGAUUGUCGCGUGCACUUUUUCCGACAACCUUUCUCGAAAUAGCUGUAUAUCAUUUUUACACUAAAAGUAAUCUAUUAUCACUGAUAGAGGCUUUUAACUAAAAAUGCCUUGUGCGACCAACAGCCUUAAAAAUAACGUUUUUUUAUCCUUUUUCUUUUCUCUUGUGUGUAGAGCUUUGUUUUAAUAUUUUCUUUUACAUCUAUGUAAAUAGCCUGCUCUCUUUUUUUAUACGAAUCCGCUUUAACCGCGGCAAUAAGUUAAGGAGACUUUUCGAGAACUCUGAUUAAGAUGUCUGUCUAUAUAACAAUAACUUUAAAAACCCUAGUUACAAUCAAAUUCUCCGUUGUGAAAUAAGUGAUGCAAGAGCAUGUUUGUUGGAAACAAAUUUACAUAAAAUUGAAUUUUUCCCGCGGCCUUGUCCCGCGGGAUAAAAGACCCGGCAGUGUAUUUGCAACUAAUGACUCGUACUGUUUGUACUAACCUGUAUUUGAAGUCAAUGAAUAAUUAACAUACAUGUAUCCUUUGCGGGUUUGCAAAACUGACUGCAGUCACAAACCAUGUUUUUUCUCCCGUCAAGUUACAAUUAAAACACCCCCGGACGCCGAACUUUUCAUGAGCCGAACCUAAUUCGAAUUAAGGCCGACCCGAAUUAUUUAGACCGGCUGAAUUGAUUCACUGUACUUAAUUCAAUGUAUAUGUAUGGGGUUUGGCUCAUGAAAUGUACGGCGUCUGAACCGGGCUUAGGCAAUAAAUAUUAUUAACUUUCUCUUCCGUUUUGUUUCAGCCCUGGACACAAAUAAUACUAUGAUCAAGAAACAGGUCUUCGAGCUUCUUUCCGCAUUGUGUCUUUACUCCAAUCAAGGACAUAAGCUGGCAAUCGAUGCACUCGAGAAUUACAAGGUAUUUUGUAAUACAUAUUAAUUAGUUUCCCCUUUCGAAGUACGGUACAUCUGGAGCAUUUGGCCUAAGCUGAGAUGCUGUCCCAAAAAGUACAUUUGUUCGGAAACGAAGCUUGGAAUAGUUUUAUGUCUAAUAAGGUUAUGUUCACACUGUGCUGGAUAGCUCUUGCGCCAUACCGUUGGGACCUCUGUUCAUGCUUUCGGCGCGAUUUCUGUAACGGAGCUGCGCUGCGCCGCGCCGAUCUCGAAAGUGGAGCUAGCCUCGCAUAGAACGUAAAGAUAGUGGUUAAUUUUUCUUCCUUUUCCCGAACUGAAAACUUUUCUUAUGACUGGAAUUAACUAGCGGGACAUAUCAGAUGCCUAGGUAAACAACAGAACGAUAUAAUUUCGAAGUAAUUCAAAUUGGUGCAAGUUGCUUUCUCAUGUGACGUUUUCCCUGGCGAUACGGCAUCGUUGCUUCCAAUAGAAACUUUAAGAUCCAACAGCGAUGACGCCAACGAAAACGUUCCUGACAAACAGACUUUACGUCGUUUCCAACUUUUCGCGAUUAUUCUAACUUAUUCCUUUAAAGGUAGGAAAAUUCAGGUUGAGCUGAAGGGUCAGAUAUAGUGAUAUUUCACUUUAUAAAUUUAGUCAUUUCACGUCGUACUCGCGCGGGAAUGAAUUGUAUCUCCCUGCUUCAUGUUAGGCUGAAUAACAGGUUGUAGGUGUACCAGUUAAAGAGAGAUAUACAGCUGAUACUUUUCUCCUAUCUUAUUCCAAUAACAGCUUACUAAAGGACAAAGAUACAGAUUUAGCCUGGUCAUUAAUGAACUAAAAAAUGCUGAAGUCAUACCGUAUAUGACUACUUGCCUGGCUUUUAUUAACACCAUACUUAUUGCUACUGAAGACUUCGAAGAACGUGUGAGACUGAGGAACGAAUUUGCAGGUACAUAACCCAAAAGUACAUUUCCUAAAAUGUAAAAUAAUAUAAUAUAUAACUAAUGUACAUUAUUUUAUAUUAUAAAAUGUCCAAAAGCAAAAAUGUACCGUUUGAAUGAUCAUUUCAUGAUGUCGUUUCCGCUGACUCAAGGAUCUUCCUCUUCGAGGCAAUGGUUACACUCACUGAGUUGUGUUUCAGUAGGAGACUAAAAUUGAAAGUUACUCUUAAUUAUCAAGACAAGACUAAUUCUGCAUACUGAGACUUGAAUGGCUAGAUGCGAAUAUAACUGUAACAGUUUCCGAUUAUUAUAAAUUUGUUUUCCAACAGUAAUCAAAAACGGAGAUGGCUCCUUGAAUUUGAAUGUUGCAGUCCUCUUGAAACAUAAUCUCACACAGUUGUGUAGAACUUGUCAAAGUUGAAUAUCAACUGACAUUGCUAUUUUGGAGGGAAGACUUUAGCAGCGAACGUCUGUCCCCUUAAACUUUCCUAACUUCGUAUUUGAUUCUUGAAUUAUUUAUAUCUUAGUGUUAUCACUAAGUUUUGACCACAAGCUCCGUGAAUGGUUUAAGUCCUGCAAAUAAAAAAGGAAAAGAAGGGGGAGUGAGAUAAGUCUUAGGUGUGAAACAAGAUGAAAAUCGCCAAGACUGAAUGUGAAAACGUGCCAAAAAAGGAGCGGGCAACUUGCAUUUUAUACAGUUAAAGGAAUUUGUCUUUGUAUUGCUGCUUAUCCAACAAGCUUGAGCUAAUUUUUUAUUAUUUUAUUUUAAAAUAAGUGGUUACAAGUUAGUUUCUCGUGUCGUUUAGUGGUCGAACACUGCUACCUGCAGCGAGAAAAUUGUCGCGAGGAUGCUUGAGGUUUGAACUGUAAUCGUAAUUGGUCAAAAACAGAAAAUUUACAUUCAAUGUACAACUCGGCUACUAUUCGCGCCAAAUAGUUGGCAGGUGAAUUUGUCUAACAACACGUACUAGUUAAUUUUUACAAAAAAGAGAAGAAGCAUCGACGCCGUUACCUUGCUAUUUUUUUAAUUUUUUUUUUCGACGAUUGCAACAACCGCGUAUUUGUCGAUGAGUAUUUGUGGGAAUAUCUCCAGGACUUUUUAAUUUUUUGGCCUGCCUCAGCGGAGAAAUAAACACAUGUAGGGUCAGCAUGAAGCUCCAUGUUGCUGGAAAUUAAUGGCUCCAAUUUAUCCCUCUUCAGGUCUUGGAUUACUGGACAUUCUGAGCAAUUUAAGGUAAGAGGUAACUCACAGACAGUGCUUAGUGCUUUCAAACGCUCUAUUUUUAUAGGGGAUGAAGUUGACAGAGGCAAUUUUUAUUCUUAUUACGUUUUAUGUGAGAUCGAAAAUCAUUUUUAAGUACCGUUAAGUGUAUCUCUGUUUUCUAAAAAUUUCGGUAUAGAUAUUUACGACUGGAGCAGGACUAAGUACUUCAGUCAAAACAGGUCCCGUAUGUGGAAAAGAUACAGUGGAAAAUUCCUCGUAGCAUGCAGCAGAUCAAAUUCACAUCUGCGAAAAGUUGAAUUUGACGACAUUCACCAAUUAUAACAAUUUACUUGUGCCAUGCUUUUUGAGAAGUAAUGAGCUCAUUUAAGUGAACACGUAAAGCAAGUAAACAGUUGAGUAGCCACUCGAAAUCAGGCAAAAAGAAAGAAACGAAUGUUCAUUAUAUAUCAGUUCACCCAAUUAAAUCUAGUUGGUUAGGACAAUUAUUUUUACUAUGACAUUAAAACCAAGGGAAUAUAUAUACAUGUAUGAAAUAUGAAUGUAAAAAGUGCAAACAAGCUAUUCUAACCACGUUCCACAAUUUCUUAGUUUAGGAAAAAAUAAGAUCACAAUUUAAAAAUUAAUUAUCUCUAAAGAAAUGAGCGGGAUGUUGAAAGCAUGAAAAAAUGUAAUGCUAUUAAGAAAACAUUAAAAAGUUCUCUGUUUGUCUAUAUUAUUUCUGAGCUAAAGUUCCCUUCUUGUGAAAUGAAACACUAGCAUCUGAGUUCAGCGUUUGAGUGAUUAAAACAAUUACGCAACCGCGAAAUUAAAUAUUACCGACACUGUUUACAUUAUUCCUGGAAUGGCAAAAUUCAAUACUCGACUCUCGAGUAACAAGUCUUUAUGUUUGAGCAUUUAUUAUAGUUCUAAAUUACCUCUUAGGCAUAACGACGAUGAAGAUUUACUGGUUCAACUUGACGUAUUUGAAGAACAGAGACUAGAAGAUGACGAAGAAUUGAGUUCUCCAGAAGGGGUUAAUCUCACUUCUCAUUUGGAUGUCUUUCACGCCUUGUUUAGAAAGGUUAUUAUAUACCAUCUCCCUUUCUUAGCAUAUUGCUUCAAGUGUUUUUGUUUACGUAUUGUUCUUAUACCCUUGUUAGACCGAAGAAGAUCUAGAAUAAAUUCAUCAAAGUGUUGGGAUAAUCGAUAAAUUCCCUAUUCCCAAGAAGGCCAUGCUGAACUUGACAAAUGCCCGGAGGUUGGGCACACUUGUAAUUGACAAAAAUCUGACUUAGCCCUUACACCUCACCAGGAUUAGCUCAGUCGGCAGAGCGCUUGACUGCAGAGCAGGAGAUCGUGGGUUUGAUUCCCGUGGCCGUACCAAUAUAAAGGUACUCCCUUUGCCCUGCUCCUGAUUUGGAUGACCACGCGCGUAAAAUGGCNAUGUUUGAGCAUUUAUUAUAGUUCUAAAUUACCUCUUAGGCAUAACGACGAUGAAGAUUUACUGGUUCAACUUGACGUAUUUGAAGAACAGAGACUAGAAGAUGACGAAGAAUUGAGUUCUCCAGAAGGGGUUAAUCUCACUUCUCAUUUGGAUGUCUUUCACGCCUUGUUUAGAAAGGUUAUUAUAUACCAUCUCCCUUUCUUAGCAUAUUGCUUCAAGUGUUUUUGUUUACGUAUUGUUCUUAUACCCUUGUUAGACCGAAGAAGAUCUAGAAUAAAUUCAUCAAAGUGUUGGGAUAAUCGAUAAAUUCCCUAUUCCCAAGAAGGCCAUGCUGAACUUGACAAAUGCCCGGAGGUUGGGCACACUUGUAAUUGACAAAAAUCUGACUUAGCCCUUACACCUCACCAGGAUUAGCUCAGUCGGCAGAGCGCUUGACUGCAGAGCAGGAGAUCGUGGGUUUGAUUCCCGUGGCCGUACCAAUAUAAAGGUACUCCCUUUGCCCUGCUCCUGAUUUGGAUGACCACGCGCGUAAAAUGGCGGUCCCAUCUCCAUCAGAAGGCUUACUUUAAAAAAAUUGUCUUGGUAUUUAAGUGCUAAUUACAUUGACGAUUCAAAAGAAGUGCACAUUUUUUUAUUUUUAUCAGUGAAAGGUGGUUAACUACCACCUUAAGUAACUUUCAGUUUAUUUCUCGUUCAUAGGUGAGCAACAAACCCCAAGGAGUGAACCUUUUGAGCAUCUUGCAAAACCUGCUUCUGAUAGAAGACGAUUCUCCUGUGUCAGACUCUGUCUGGGAAGUGAUAGAGAGGCUAGUAAGGCGAGCUGUACACAUAGAAUCCAUCCCUCGGGCCGAGUCGCUGUUAGAGGUAGGCGAGAAAGAACUUAUGGGCUUGGGAGAUAGAUCAGCUAUAAGACAACAUAACAAAACUGAGCAAAGUGACUCUUCCGAUGACAAUCUUAUUGAACAACGAAUGUCUGUGGCGGAGCAUUCUGUGGAAGAUGUUCGCUCAGCCUGUCUGAUGUCUGUUUCCGAUCGACAGGAUACUUUAACUGCAGAUCAUAAUGAGGUUGUAGAACAGAUUCCAGCAUCGUCGUGUGAAACUGUAUUAGAAGAAGCGGCCCCUGUAACAUUCUUCGACGAAGCGCCUUCGUCCUCAUCGGUUCAAAUACUUGAAGGAAUCAUACAAAAUAACAAGAAUGUGGCUGUUAGAUCUAAACUAAUUAACAAAGAAACAGACUCGAGAUCCUCAGAAGGAGAAAUGGAAGGAGAGGUUGCAUCACCAAGCUCCUGUGAACUUCUCGAUCUUGAAAGUGUCGCUAUCGAACUUGGUUUAUCCAAAAGUUCCUCAUCUCCAUCCUCUCCAGUAGUAACUGAACAAUCGGGUGUUGAAAGUUCGGUAGAGUUAAAGCAAGCUUCCGUUGUCCAAGCGGGACUACCUCCCCCUCCACCUCCCCCUCCACCUCCCCCACCGCCUAUUGCUGGUCAAUCCAGUGAUAGAUUUGAGGAGCAACCUUAUCAAGCAGCCCCAAUUCAAGGAGGUCCCCCACCUCCACCUCCACCUCCACCACCCCCUCCUCCGCUACCUGGGCAAGAUGACAGUACAGAGUGUGGUGACUACCCAGUCUCCGAGGGUGCUGCUUCGCCUCCACCACCUCCACCGCCCCCACCGUUACCAGGUAACAGCAGCGUACCACCACCUCCACCUCUCCCAGGAUUUGGCGCAGUACCCCCACCGCCUCCUCUCCCAGGAAUGGGUAAUGUACCGCCGCCUCCUCCCCUACCCGGCAUGGGAGGUGUACCGCCUCCCCCUCCUUUGCCUGGAAUGGGAGGUGUUCCUCCACCUCCUCCUUUGCCUGGAAUGGGAGGUGUUCCACCACCUCCUCCUCUUCCUGGGAUGGGUGGUGUUCCUCCACCACCGCCUCCACCUGGUGGUGUUCCACCUCCGCCCCCUCCCGGUGGGUUUGUCACGCGAGCUUUCCAGCAGAAUCUGCAAGGCAGGGCAAGUUCUCCCCUCACCCCUGCUGUGAAACCCAAGACCAAGAUGAAAACUCUGGCUUGGCAGAAGCUACCGCCUCACGUUAUACAAAGGAGCAAAACAUGUGUCUGGGCGCGGGUGCAGGCUUUGGAAGUCGUUCAGCCUGAUUUCCGACUUGAGGAGGAAUUGUUUUGCCAAAAGAAAGCAGCACCCAAGAAAGCAGAUUCCAAAAAGAAGGAGUCCUCAGAGGUAAGAGUGGCUGGCGUGUCCAGUAGCCUGAGCUUUAGAUUAUCCUGGUUUAUCCCAAAAACUUAUCUCUUCUUUGAUUACCGUCACCUCUCUCUUAACCUUUUCACUCCCAGAAGUGUUUAAAGUAAAAAUUUAACAAGAAUUCCAAAGUUCAUUUUGUAAAAUAAUGCAAAAUAAUAGUAGCAUGUAAAAGUACCGUCAAAGAGGUUGCAUUUGGAUGAUCACACCAUAGGAUUGUCCACAGACUAUAGUUGACUUGCAGAACUCCAUCUUCCUUUCACUCUGGCAGUGAAGGUACCUUUCACCUUGAGCUGGUCACUGCCAUUGUUUAAUCUAUACCAGCGGUGGACUUCAUCAAGAGAGUUGACUGUAUCGAUCAAAAAACUUGCUAGAGAAGAGUUUUUGUAUCCAAGGAAAAUAUUUGCAUCAGCAGAAGUACAUGAAAUAAUGAAAAGGAUACUGCACCGAUAAAAUACAGGUUUUACAGUGCUUUGCCGUUUGUCCCUUCCUUACAGUAUAACUCAUUGUCUUUUUUUGCACCAUAAAGAUCAGUUCGACUGGUUAUUUCAGUUGAAUGGUAUUGUGUAAAAUAGGUCACUGUUUAUUUUUAACAAGGAUUUUGAUGCUUUAACUGAUAUCUGUUGUUUUUGUUGUUGUUUAGAUCAGCCUUCUAGACCCGAAAAGAAGUCUUAACGUAAACAUAUUCAUGAAGCAGUUUAAAAAGUAGGUAGUCUACUUCUUAUGUUCUUUGUAGUGGCCUCGAGUGUUUAAGUAUAAAAGAAUUGCGUAGCAUUCGUUUCCUCUGCAAACUGUGUAAGGCGAAAAAAAGCUUGGUUUUUCGAAUCAAAGAAAAUGAAACCCUUGAGAGGAGGCUCAUCACACAUUGGGUAAUAUAUAGAUCGAGAUGGAGAAACACCGCCUCUCGCUCGAUUUGUUUUCUCUUUUUUUACGCGCUUUGUAAAGGAAAGGACUGCUACAUAGGCUAACAUGAAAGGCACCUCUAGAAGGCGGUUAUUAACACAUCACUGACCCGAGGUAACCUUUACCUCAGCACUGGUAUGAACUUAAUUAAUUCGUCAGUAGCCAGAUUCCGCUUCUGAUGAUUUCUGAAUUGGAGAGAGUUUAUUGUUAUUUUGUUCUUCCAAACAUUGACUCUUGCUGAGGAUGAGAGGGUGAAAAUGAUUCUCGAUUUUGUUUCUUUUAUAGAAAAAACGAAGAGAUAGUUGAGCUAAUCACCAAAGGAGACAGCAAGGCCUUCGACGUAGNAGAAAAUGAAACCCUUGAGAGGAGGCUCAUCACACAUUGGGUAAUAUAUAGAUCGAGAUGGAGAAACACCGCCUCUCGCUCGAUUUGUUUUCUCUUUUUUUACGCGCUUUGUAAAGGAAAGGACUGCUACAUAGGCUAACAUGAAAGGCACCUCUAGAAGGCGGUUAUUAACACAUCACUGACCCGAGGUAACCUUUACCUCAGCACUGGUAUGAACUUAAUUAAUUCGUCAGUAGCCAGAUUCCGCUUCUGAUGAUUUCUGAAUUGGAGAGAGUUUAUUGUUAUUUUGUUCUUCCAAACAUUGACUCUUGCUGAGGAUGAGAGGGUGAAAAUGAUUCUCGAUUUUGUUUCUUUUAUAGAAAAAACGAAGAGAUAGUUGAGCUAAUCACCAAAGGAGACAGCAAGGCCUUCGACGUAGACGUCCUCAAAGCAUUCAUCAAGCUUCUUCCUGAUAACACUGAGGUUAGUAGGAAAACGUUUUUUUUUUUUUGCUUUUAAUACCACCACACCACAUUAGUUUGGCUGAAACCGUGCUAAAACUUCCGCUUUCACCGACACUUCGUCGGUUUCGCCAGCUUAAUUUUAUUGGUUCAAGCUCCCGUUAUAUCAACGGACAAAUGGUGCCUUCUUUGCACACUUGGAAAGCAAUAAGAUUCAUUUCAUCAGUUUUCGUCAUGUAAUAUGUUCUUUAUCUUUCUCUUCCUAGAGAGAAAUGCUGAAAGGAUUCUCGGGAGACAAGAAACUGCUUGGAUCUGCGGAGAAGUUUCUUCUCGCUUUGGUUACCAUUCCUGGGUAGGUGGGGUGAUUUCAGUCGUGGAUCAAUCCCAUCCAUCCCUUAAAUCUUUGAAAUGUUAACAUUGUCAAACAGUUUGUAAGAACUGCACUUAUAGUACUAGGAGAGAAUCAGAUGACGGCUUUUUAAGGUGUAAUAACAGGAGUUAACGCGCUUAUGGAGACCGUGUGGACGUUACUACAAUCUUGAACAACCCACCUUUCUCCUAAGAUCAACUUGAACCGCAAGAAUACCAAAACCCGACGUUUUCCCUUCCUUGAUUUGGAGAGGGCGGGGAAGGGUCGUCUAAUUUUCCAUUUAUUUAUCUAUGAUUGUAGGCUAAGACCAGUUCCAGGUUUGUUAGGUUCAAGUUUAAAAUUCACCUCUUUAAAACUUCCAAGGUCCAUUCUCGGAUUUUUCAGUUUGUUUUCGUGAUCCUGUACAAUUAUGAUAGGUGUUACACAUUUAUUAUUAUUUUAUUGCCAACAGAUAUAGCCUUCGUCUUGAAGCCAUGUUACAGAAGGAAGAGUUUCAGAUCACAUUAGACACCAUCGAACCAAGUAUCGAAGCAUUAAAAGGAGCAAUGGAAGGUGGGGAGAUGUUUUUGUCCCAUAAGUCGUAGUGCCAUCCUGAGGAAAACUUACUGACUUGCUAACAAAGGAAAUUAAACUUUUAAUACGGUGGGCUGCAUGUAGGAAAAUUUAUUCACAAACUUGAAGCAGACAGCUCCCUUUUCUCUAAACUCAGAACGGUAGCAUGGCUAAGCAGUUAGAGCGUUGGGGAAAUUAUCUUGAGGGCCUCAGUACAAUUCCGGUCUUGACCGCGAGCGGGAUAUUUGUUUAUAGUUGUAGUCCCUAGUUCAAAGGAGUCUGGACAACUCUCCUGGUUCAGUUGCCUUAGGCAAGUUGGGAUUCUUACCAUUGAAGUUAUNACACCAUCGAACCAAGUAUCGAAGCAUUAAAAGGAGCAAUGGAAGGUGGGGAGAUGUUUUUGUCCCAUAAGUCGUAGUGCCAUCCUGAGGAAAACUUACUGACUUGCUAACAAAGGAAAUUAAACUUUUAAUACGGUGGGCUGCAUGUAAGAAAAUUUAUUCACAAACUUGAAGCAGACAGCUCCCUUUUCUCUAAACUCAGAACGGUAGCAUGGCUAAGCAGUUAGAGCGUUGGGGAAAUUAUCUUGAGGGCCUCAGUACAAUUCCGGUCUUGACCGCGAGCGGGAUAUUUGUUUAUAGUUGUAGUCCCUAGUUCAAAGGAGUCUGGACAACUCUCCUGGUUCAGUUGCCUUAGGCAAGUUGGGAUUCUUACCAUUGAAGUUAUGUUUCAUUUGAUUUAUUUAUCGUAAUCAUUUGUUCGGCGUCAGUAGUCUUUUCCCUUAAGUAUCGCCGUAGGUGGAAAAGGUAUAUUUAUUUCUUUAUUUAAUUUAAUUUAUCCUGUCUAAAAGACCAGAACAGGAACCCAUCCAUCUCUUAAGUAUAGUCAUUCACAUGUGUGAGACCUUGAGCGAUUCACACAUAUACCUCUUGUUGACAAAAAAUUCACAACGGAAGAGAACAAGAGAGAAAUGACAAAUAUGCUCUCGAUGGCAAAUCACUGCUAAGCAUAAUAAGCGUUGUCGAUAGGGUUGUUGAAGAUUGAUGCGGCAUUUAGCUGGAGAAUACUUGAGAAUUUAACCAUGAGUUAUACAAUGCUAUUCUCAACUCCUUUUCCAUAUUCUUCAGACGUUCUUCAAAGUGAAAUUCUUCCUGAAGUUCUUCAGUUGAUCCUCAUCAUCGGAAAUUUCUUGAAUUGUGUAAGUAUCCAGCUGCUUUUAACUUGUCAUUCUGUACACCACUCUGCACACCAUAAGCCACGUGAAUACCAAUGCUUUCUUAUCUUUGACACAGGGUGGGUAUGCAGGAAACGCUGUCGCUUUCAAAAUCAACUCACUUUUAAAGAUUGUUGACACCAGAGCCAACAAACCUCGAAUGAACCUGAUGCACUUCUUAGUUCACGUAAGUAACAAUUAACUAUGAAGGGCAUUCAAACAAGGGCUUUCAAAAUCGUUUGACCAAAGAAAACAAAGCCUGUAUGGAUUUGGAUUCAAGUUAGCCUGCGUAGCAAGCGUUUCUGUGCGGUUUAGGAGCAAAGAAUGAGGAACAAGAAUCAAAGACCGCGCGAAAAAUGACGCAAGUAAAAGAGCGGGGAGGGGGUCAUUUUUCGGUUCUCGUUUCAUUUCUGGCGCGGUCAAAACCGAAAGUCCUCUUUUGCUCCGAAACCAAACGGAAACGCUUGCUACGCAGGCUAGAUUCCAGUGAAAGAGAGAAACGUUAUUAAAAUGUCUUUGCACCUAAAAAUUAGAAGUAAUAAGACAAAGUGUGGGCAUUUGAGUUUUAACAGUUAUUACUUUUUUUGGCCUAUGGUAAUGGAAAGGUUUUCGGCUUUGUAGGUAGCUGAAGAGAAACGUGAAAAGGUGUUGAAGUUUCCAGAUGAUAUGAAACACCUCGACAAAGCCGUCAAGUAAGUAUCAGUACAAGAAGGUCUGAUUGUCAUAUUAUGGUAAAGGGGUAAUAAGGUAAUGAAAGUUUGAAGAGAAAAGUCGAUUGCAGGAAAAUAGCGAACCGCCACUAAGUUUGGUUACAGCCUUAUGUGUCUUCUAGCGCUGUGAGUAUCAUGGUGAUGGGUAAUGCUUGGGCCAGCUCGCAAUCGUGCCAUGUCUGUAUCAUAUGUUGAACUACGCAACUGAACCAGGAAGUCGUAAGACUGAUUUGUAUGUUAGUCAGAACUAACUGAAGAACUGCUUAAUUACUUAACAAAUUAAAUGGCAAUAUGAUAUAACACGAUUCGUUGGUGACAAGAGUAAAUACUGAGUCCUUGCCUUACCAAUAUCCUCCCUGAGUAUGCGAUCCUUUUUGACAGCGCCUACAGGUCACAAAUGCGGAUUCUGAACUUAAUACCAGCCUUUUUAACAUGUCAUGUUGAUGUUGCUUUCUUAUUCCUAUUUACUAGGCUGUCAGUGGACAAUAUCACCGAAGAAGUCAAGACCCUGAAGGGGAAACUUAAAGAACUCGAAAAAGGGUUGAAAAAAGGGCCAAAGGACAUCUCUUCGCAGUUUUCUGAAUUUGUUCAGGUAUCGUGAUUAUUUUUCAUCUUUUGGAUCGCAUCAACUGUUUCUCUGUAGGUAGAGGCAUUCUAACUUGUACCUUUAUUAUUGUUAAGGCACAGGGAAGUGAAACAUAACUAAAUGUAAUCUGUUGCUGUUUCCUCUAGACCGCUGUAAAAAAGACUAAAGAACUUGACGACGGAAUCAAGGAAAUUCAUGAGCUAACCAAGCAACUGGCGCAGUAUUUCUGCGAGGAUGAGGGCAAGUUAAAACUACAGGAAUUGUUAUCUUUAUUCAAGACCUUUUCUGAUCAACUUGUCACAGCUAAAAAGGUAAGCUGCAUGAAAUAUAAUUAUUAAGUUGCUUGAGUUACAGUGUUUGACUACAAAACCUGAGCGGGGAUUUUGGGGGCUUUAGUCUCGGUAACUCGGUACAGACAUUAUUCGAAUUUUUUGGGAGAAUGAACUAAAUACAAUAAAUAUUUGCUCAUAUUGUUUUUAAUAACAAAAUGAUCGGACUGAACAGUAGACUGGGGCGGGGACAGUUUGGGAGGAGGUGCCUCCCUUUCCCACCGCUAUACGCCCGCCCACCCCCACGCCCCCUUCCCCCUCGUUGUACUGAUUUGAAACCAAUUACAAAAUGGCCGCCAGUGACGGUGAGUGCUGUCGAUCUCUACGAUUUUACGGAAAAAGAGGGGACUGUGAACAGUCCAACUGAACAGGGUACGGUUUGUAUUGGGAUGGACAAAAUGUGAAACAAUCAAUUCCUGAUGGCUUCUUUUAACCCUUUCAGUGCCAAAUGUGGCCAAAGGUAAGUUUCGACCAAAUUUCCAAAUUUCAUUUUCCAAAAUUGUGAGAAACAAAUAGCAUUAUGUGAAAGUACAGGCAGAGAGCUUUCAUUUGAAUGGUCACAUCAUAGGAUUUCGUCUACAGACUCAAAAGUUAGAGUCACCUUACAAAACUCCAUCAAACACCCUGGCAGUGAAAGGGUUAAAUACAGGGUAAACUCUCCUAACGGACACUCUCGAAGCGGACAGCUCUACUUACGACCACCUUCACAAAACCCCAUUUUACUCAACUCCGAAACAAACUCAGUAUUCUCACAUUCUCGUAAGCGGCCAGCUCCAGUUACAGACACCUUUUUCGCGACCCGAGGGUAUCCGCCGUCCCGGGGGUGUCUGCUUAUGACAGCUUUCACUGCGACAUUGCGUUCUAAAGAGUGUUUAAUUCGAAAUGAUCGAGAUUAUUAAUUUUCCCUUUUAAAAUGUAUUUACCAUUGUUGAUAGUAUUAAUUACGCUCGAAUCGAUUUCUUUCUUUUCAUGAUGUAAAUGAUUCUAAACCGUGUCUUCGGUCAAAUUAAUGAUUCCGUUUUUUAUUUGUUUGGUAGGAAAACGAACAAUUUCGCAUCCAAGAAGAAAGACGGAAAGCACGGGAGAAAAAACGGCAAGAGGAGGCCGAGCGAAACGCGAAGGCUGGCGGAAGCGUAAAGAAAGGAAAACCACGCCCCCUGGACGAAGAACAGGAAGGAUGCAUUGUUGAUCGGCUUCUGAGUGAUAUUCGGAAGGGGUUCCCCCUGCGGAAGAGCUCAAGGAACACCCCUAGCGGGAUCAAAUCUGCUUCUCCCAGACCGAAGCGUAGUACCGAGGAAGUACGAGGUAAUGCUAAGAAAGACGACCAGUUCCGAAGAAUCUCGAGUCCAGCAAAGCUUCGCGCUAAUUUAAACUCGGCCGGAGAUGGGAACGAGAUUGUGUUAAAGAGAAAUCUUGACGGACCUUCUCUUCCUAUUGUGUAGAUUGUUAGUACAUUAAACUGGUCUGUUCCUUUCUAAUGAUUUAAAAAAGGACAUCUUUUGCAAUGCUGUCAGCUGAAGGCAGGUGCAUGCUCACAUUGUGAUCGUCUCUUACGUGCAAAUCCUAUGCGUGGUGAUAAUCAUUAAUGUUACAUGAAGAAGAAAACUUCAAAGCGCGUUCUAAUUUGCAAUGCUAAAGUGAACGAUUAAAAUUGAGCAAACAAUGACAUACAACCUGACGGUCACUGCAAAAGUUGUUCUCUUGUAUACUGACCGGGUAGAUGUCUGUCUUAAGGAAAGGUGAACGUCUAAUAUUUGUAUUACAGAAAAAUGUAGAACAGAAUUUGAGGCGGGAUUUUUUAAGACGCUUUAGUAUACAUGAGCCCACUUGCAAAAGAAAACUGAAAAAAAAAAAAAAAGUUCUAAUCGAUCAGAAAUUACUGAUCAUAUACUUUCAGGGCUUGGUAGAAUUUCCUUUCAGUUUUCACUCCAAAAGAUAUUGGCCACAUCAUGUUGCUUUAAAUUCACACAAAUAACGGGAAAUAAUUAUUAUAAUAGUUUUAUAUCUGAUUCAGUUCUAAGCGUGUUUGUAUACCUCUGGCAAUAUUUGUCCGAGCCGCUAAGUCUGCCUGGGAGUGCGGCAUUUGUCAUCUUUUCAACAUUGGAGAUUUUAAGUGUUUUUCCGUAAAGUAAAAUGGCUUUUGAACAGCUGAAUGAUUCAAUAUUAUGUCGAAUGUAUCUUUACUUCUCAACCAUGCCUCUUUACCAACACUUGAAGAGAGAACACACCAUACAAGCUUCCGUCGGCAAAACGCAUUCCAGAGUGUACGCAAGUAGCUCUUUUGAGUAGUCUGUUUUGAAAGGAAGACCUUGGAAAGCUUAACAAUUGAAUUGGAAGGGCUAUAAAUUGCGUAGAUUUUCAGUUUGGAAAUGAAGUGCUGCUGUUGAUAAGAGGACGCCGGCCACACCCCGUUUGUACUGGGUGCCAGAAACUUUUCUUGCUCGUUUUCCGGAUACAACCCGUCUAGUAGUGGGUCAAAAAACUUUCAGACAUUCUCGCCUUGCACGGCUUAACGGUUUUUUUUAUAACUCUUGGUUUGUCCCGGGGAAGGAUCGUUUGCCCUUUUUAAAAACCUUUCGUGGCGUGUUUUUCUUUUCCUGUCUUAUACAAAUCUUCUGACUGGAGGUAAUGGGCAAGCUUAGAAUUGACUGAAUCGUAAAUAUUUCGAAAAGAAAUUGACAAGGUAAUAUUUACCUGAAAUAAAACAUUUCGUGCCGUUUUUAUUACAUAAUGAAUUUCAAGUCACAAUCGACUUUAAAAGAAUCAAAUAUUUUCAGCUUAUAUUACACCCUUCCAUUUAACGAAGCUAAAAGGGUGGAUGAUAUAAUUGUCUCGUGUAUUUUUAACGUGAGUAAACUAAUGAAAGCAAAUUCCUUAUUUGGUUGCAGUAGGCUGCCUUUGUCUCGGCUCUUUGAGGGAAGUUAUGUAUUGUAUGUUUAUUUUCUUACAUGAAUAUAUUUUUGUAAGUCUGUAUGUUACUAACAUAUGGAGGUAAAUAUUUUGUCCUUACCUCAUAUUUUUCAAAAAAUAAAAUUUAAGGCAGCGUUUAGUUUGAGAAUACCUGCUUUAUAGCGUUUUAUAUCGUUGUUGGGACGAUGAUCUUUGGCGAACGUGUCUAAUGUUCAGACUGUUCCGGAGUUCACGAAGGAAAAUUCUGGACUUAUGUCUGAGUAUUCUUCUUAUUCUUUCUUGAAAAUAAUAUUUUGUUGUGGGUUCGUUAUAACUUAUUAUAACGCAAGGAAUUAAUGAACUAUUUAUAGAAACCUUAUUUAAGGUAUAAAUUUCUCAGUUUUGUGCCAAAAACCUCCCAUUGACCUUUUGGCCGGUAAAGGAAAAAAUCAUUGCGGUUAAAUAGAAAAAUUUGGCCAAAAAACGUGAUGUAUGGAAUGGUUGAUGGUCAAGCAUACUUGAAAGGUCACUUAAUGUAUCGCCAUGCAGGAAGAGUUAUGGUGACUGUUCACAUUUUGCUAAUCCUUAACACUUUUUAAUCGUGUUUUGUUCAAAUCAUUUACCUCUUUCAGUUCCUUAUAAUAAGUAAUAAAUGCAAUUCUAGGUUCCACAAUUUCAUUCAUUAUAUUAACAUCACGUUUUCACUUGCUUGAGUUAAUGUUGUCAGUUCCUUUGUUUCCUUGUAAGUACUAAAACAAGAGCUUAUUAUGCUAAGAUAUUUUGUUGAAAGGUUUGAAUUGAUAACGUUUCAAAUUCAUCCUUUUAAUUGACGUUGUAUUUACUCGCAGCUUAUAUAUUUGUUUUUAUUGUAAAGGCACUACGCAAAUAACACAUUCAAUUAUAUUCACAUUUGAUGAUUCGCCAAGCGUGAGCUAUUAGCGUCCAGAUUUGAUUGUGAGGGGACAUGUCUGAAAUAACACAUUUGCCUUCUCCGCAAUAAACUAUCAUGCAUCUUUUAAUUAAAGAAGUUGAAUAAUUUCGUAAAAAUGUCACAUGAUGAUACUAGGACUUUAUGUCAUGGUUCAAAUAUGGAAGGUUUAUGUUUUGCAUUGAAAUGCAUGAUCGAUUAAGCGUGGUGUUUGUUUACGAAGAUCAAUCUUCUCUGUGUCUCCCUGCCGGUUUUAAAGCUCAAUAUCCAUACUUUUAAUAACGCCAGACGACUUGGAGAAUGUUGAAAACGAGAAACACUAGGGGUAAACCCUUGGUUGUUUUUCAACUUGGAAACGAGGCUUUAUACACGUGAUCAGUUUCAAAGGUACACGUGAGAGUUUCGUGAUGAGCAUCUUAAGGGGUGGUUCUGCUUAUGUUUGCUGAAGCAUUUCCUGACAUUUAAAAACUUGAGGGAUCUUUCAUCGAAGUGAACGUGAGGUUUAAAAUCCGGUAAAGCUUUUGUAAAUUCGCACGAUGGCUGACAGAGUUUAUGUUUUGUCUUUCAGAUCAAAGUGUGUUUAUCCUUCCAGAGGUCGGUGAGAACGCGGUAUCAGGUCCCACAAAUUUAGCCGAUGUGUUCAUAGAAGAAAAAGAGAAGAACGAAAGACAACUUGUUGAUAAGGCAGACAAUAGUGAAGCAUCUCUUAAUGCUGCGAAAUAUCACGUUGACAACCUUCCCGUGGAACGCACUGGACGUAUAACGCGUGAUCCAAGCCAAUCGACGACGGAUCGUAAGAAAGCAGAUGUACUUUCUAUCAUACCGGAAGCUAACUCUGAGAAAGACAAUUUAGCGAAUCAUGUAAGGGAUGAUAAGUAUUAUAACGAGGCAGGGAACGUGCGGAAAUCUUCAAAAGACUUUCAAAUUUGCGAAAAACGGACUCCUCCCGAUUUUGAUGAGGGAAACGUGGUGAAUAAAAAUGGUGAACUAGUGUUUUUGAAUGGAGUAGAUGAUCACGAAGACCUUCGUUUUACGGGAAGAAAUCUAACGGAAGAUGUUAAGGAAAAACCUGAGCUUGUAACAGUUAAAGAGGGUUACAAUAUUUCAUCGCCGAAACAAAAAGUUAUGCUUGUUAAUGAAAGUCGCGAAAAAUCUGUGGGGUCUCAUGAAAAUUACAUUACAGAACAACAAGGAACAGCUAGUGACAAAACGAACGAGGAGAGAGGUUCAGAUAAAUUUGCAUCAGAAACAACAGUGAAAGAAAACGUAUGCGCAAGAACUGUUGAUUGCGCUUCUUCUGCGAGGUCUGUUAAUUCAAGUAACAAAUCACAAACUCCGUUAGAAAUGGGAGAUGUUUCUUUGGCUUUUGAUCGAUCUGAGACCAGAAAAGAAGACUUAAAUUCUUUACGAGUCAGUUCAAGUGAAACUGGACCUGAAGAGAGCACUAAAAUUGCGCCAAAAAGAACGCAAAAAUUCGAAGGAUACCCAGAAAACCCAAAUAAUGUGAAUGAUCUUGGAAACGUCGGCAAAACUGACAGUUCGAACCAAUCAGAAAAGAGUAAAGCAUUACGUGAUAUCGGACCAACUGAAAAUGUCAGGAAAAGCGAUAAAAAUUCGCAUGUCGCGCAAGACAGCCCCUGGAUCACUCACCAACUUCAUCCAGAUGCAGAGAAACAAAUUGAAGAAAAAGGAAAUUAUGAGCGAAAGAACAAACGCAAAAGAAGUGCGCCGGAAAAUGAAAAACCAGAGCAAAUUGUACCACGACUAAUUAUUGACCAAAGUAACGUUUCCGAGCGAAACGAAAAUGAAAAACUUGAAAGAGACGAGGACGAGGAGGAUAAACCACGGAAACGCAGAGCCAGCGAGCCUGGACCUCAUUUUGAACCGCUGAGUCCGUUGAUGGAAGCAGGAAAUUCAAACAACGAUUUCUUGAAUACAACUGGUGCACAAUCUGGUAAGGUUAAACGGAACAAAUCAUUUGUCUCGCGUGGUUUGUCUAAAAUGUUCGGUGGAAAACGCAAGUAUAAGGCGGAGAAAGACAGUCUGGCGGGUCCUGUUGACUUUGACAAGAUCAGUACACAUGAAGAAUCUGAUUUCAAAGUUAAUCGUCGAGAAAAAAAGAAGAAGAAGAAAGAUAAAGGUGACCAAAAGAACUUCAACGAAGGAUUAUCUCCCGAGAAUAUAGACAAAAGUCCAUCUCGAAAAUUUGGCGGACUGUUUUCACGCGGAAAAAAGAAAGAAAAAAGUUUCACUGGGCCUUAG
Porites evermanni is the source of this 35932-nucleotide messenger RNA. Lineage: Eukaryota; Metazoa; Cnidaria; Anthozoa; Scleractinia; Poritidae. The record is from the annotation of a GenBank genome assembly.